CGCUGAUGAGAGCCUGAGCGAAGCGUUGCGACAAAGUAUGACAGUCUUCCGUCACGGUGGCUUCCGAGCCUCGGCUCGAUGACUUCAUGCUGUGGAGCACAAUACCAUACGUCGAGAAGCAGGCAUUCAGAACACUGUCAUAAUGCCGACCGAAAUUGAAGGGAAGGACGGUCAACCCAUCGAAGUUGGGCACACCGUCUCUACCAGGUUUCGUGUAGGGACGCGAGAAGGCGAGGUUGAGGCAAUCGUCGAGAACCAAGAGGAGGCGAAGCAGUUCUCCGCGGAACUCGGUACGGCGGUGAGGAACCCUCCGAAGGGCGUGUUCACAGACCAGCACGGCUGUCACGUCGCACAUAAUCCGGAGGCUUUGACGCAUACACAGGGCUCUACCUGAGAGAAUCAUGGUUAUCGAGGCAGAGAUAUCGUGACAGGAAUUCCGAGAAG
This is a messenger RNA of Rhodofomes roseus, 444 nucleotides long. RefSeq lists its product as uncharacterized. Bases 143 to 394 code for a protein of 83 amino acids. NCBI's taxonomy places the organism in Eukaryota, Fungi, Basidiomycota, Agaricomycetes, Polyporales, Fomitopsidaceae. The record is from RefSeq and is a predicted model, not a curated record. The transcript is spliced from 6 exons.